Messenger RNA from Letharia lupina, 465 nucleotides. RefSeq lists its product as uncharacterized. The record is from RefSeq and is a predicted model, not a curated record. NCBI's taxonomy places the organism in Eukaryota, Fungi, Ascomycota, Lecanoromycetes, Lecanorales, Parmeliaceae. The transcript has a single exon. The coding region runs from base 1 to 465 and encodes 154 amino acids.
AUGGCAGCACCCGGCCCGAACCCGAGACCACAACAAGCCUGGCCAUCCUUACCUUCUCUCAGUGAUGCUGAGACAAUGGUGCGACAGGCGCUGGAAAAUCGACACACUUGGGAUACCAUCAUUUUGUGCACCCUAGUAGAUGAUCUCUUUGGAAGGCCCAUCUAUAGCAAGGAAAUUGCAAGCGUCAUCAGCGUUCGCGACGGUCGUACAAACGUCCCUUUCCACACGGCUAUCGUCGUGUACAUGUUCGACAUUGCGCAGCUGCCAUUCAUUGAAGAGGUUUGUCCUCUGACGUGUCGGUACAAAAAAUGGGAAGAAGUCAAGAACAAGUUUAUGGCACGCAAUGGGCAAAGAGACUACGACGAUAUGGAAGAGAUGAGCGCAUGGAUCCUCUACAACGAGACGUUGACGACUGCGAAUCUGAUAGCAUCCAAUCAGUUAGGUUCGUCAUCAGCAAGGCAGUAA